Messenger RNA from Dermochelys coriacea (leatherback sea turtle), 895 nucleotides. RefSeq names its product SNAP associated protein (gene SNAPIN). Gene Ontology annotation, molecular function: SNARE binding. Gene Ontology annotation, biological process: lysosome organization; synaptic vesicle exocytosis; endosome to lysosome transport. The record is from RefSeq and is a predicted model, not a curated record. Lineage: Eukaryota; Metazoa; Chordata; Testudines; Dermochelyidae. The transcript has 5 exons. Bases 48 to 476 code for a protein of 142 amino acids. Gene Ontology annotation, cellular component: BORC complex; BLOC-1 complex; synaptic vesicle.
CGCGGACACGCCGUUUCCCGGCACGCUGCGCUGCGGCGGGCGGGGCGAUGGCGGCGCCGGCUGGGCCUGGCGCGGGGACCCCGGGGCCCGGGGCUCGCGACCUCUUCGCCGAGGGCCUGCUGGAAUUCCUGCGCCCGGCCGCGCGCCAGCUCGACUCGCACGUGCACGCCGUCAGGGAGAGCCAGGUGGAGCUUCGGGAGCACAUCGAUAACCUGGCCACAGAGCUUUGCAGGAUCAACGAGGACCAGAAGGUUGCGCUCGACUUGGACCCAUACGUGAAGAAGCUGCUGAACGCCCGGCGCCGAGUUGUGCUGGUCAACAAUAUCCUGCAGAAUGCCCAGGAACGGCUGAGGAGACUCAAUCAUAACGUGGCCAAGGAAACUGCCCGCAGGAAGGCCAUCCUGGAGGCAUCAGGCGGCUACCCCCAGCAAGUGAAGCAUGGGGAGAGCCUGGCUGGACAGGCUGGUGCUUUGUGACUGCUGCCAAAUGGAUUCUAGAACUGGUACUAUGAGUUUGGAGAGGGCGGGAACAAGAGUACCUGGCCCUGCAGGAACAGAUCUACCAUCUUGCAUGCAGAGCUGAAGUUACUGGGGGGGACAGUAUGGGAGAAUUGCACAGCUGGGUGUCGGGGGGGGGAAGGGGAGAGAAGAGGGCUGCUCUUCCUGCUGCUUUCAGGGAGACCUCAGCAAGCUGGGCAGGUGGCUGUUUGCUGACACUGAUGCUUUCCUUGUCAUCCACUGGGGUUGGGGGAGGUAGGCAGCACCUGCAAGUGCCUCUUUCAUGGUCCAUACAGGUGGCUUGUACUAAUAUAAGCGCCAUUCAUAGAGUGGAGGGACCCAUGUACAAUGUAUUGCGAGUCUUGUAGGUGGUACAGUAAUAAACUGCUUAGUGUUUA